This is a messenger RNA of Microtus oregoni (creeping vole), 2763 nucleotides long. RefSeq names its product nucleolar complex associated 4 homolog (gene Noc4l). NCBI's taxonomy places the organism in Eukaryota, Metazoa, Chordata, Mammalia, Rodentia, Cricetidae. Gene Ontology annotation, cellular component: small-subunit processome; Noc4p-Nop14p complex; nucleolus. Gene Ontology annotation, biological process: ribosome biogenesis. The record is from RefSeq and is a predicted model, not a curated record.
AUGACCUCGGUAGUCCCUCGCGGCGGCCUGGGUCGUCUCCUGGCUUCGGCCGGCUCCCGUGGGGAGCUUGGCCGUCUACUACAGGCGGUGCUAACGAGUUUAGCACGUGGUCAGGCCAACGCGGUGUUUGACAUCCUGGCUGUACUUCUGUCCGAGGACCCUGAGGAUAUCCAGGAAGGAGUGCGUACGUGCAGCCGACUCUUCGGUACCUUGCUGGAGCGGGAAGAGCUCUUCGUGGGCUCGCUGCCACGCGAGGACGGGGUCCUGGCAGGAUCCCAGGGAGCCACACACAAAUACAAAGUUUGGAUGCGACACCGCUAUCACAGCUGCUGUAAUCGCCUGGAGGAGCUCCUGACCUAUCCCUCCUUCCAAGUCAAGGAGCUGGCCCUCAAGACACUCAUGAAGUUUGUGCAGCUGGAAGGAGCGAAACCCCUGGAGAAGCCCCAGUGGGAAAGUUACUACCUCUUCCCCCGCCCACUCUUCAGGGCAGUGGUAGGAGGCCUGCUCACAUCCGAGGAUGACCACAGCCUGCUUAUCUCCCAGUUCUGCGAAUACUUGGAAUAUGAUGAUAUUCGGUACCACACAAUGCAGGCGGCCACAAGCACUGUAGCCCAAGCCACCAGCCAGCAAUCUGAGGUGUCACCCACCUUCUGGAACAAUGCCUUCAUGUUGCUGUCUGCUGUGAACCUGCCCCUCUAAGAGCAUGACCUUACCAAGUUCUCUGUGAAGCACACACAGAUGUCAGACAAGUGGAAGGUCAUUCACUUGAAGGAGCACAGAAAAGCUUUCCAGGAGAUGUGGCUUGGGUUCCUUAAACAUAAGCUGCCCCUCAGCCUCUACAAGAAGGUACUAGUGGCUAUGCAUGACUCCAUCCUGCCCCACCUGGCUCAGCCCACCCUCAUGAUUGACUUCCUCACAAGCGCUUGUGAUGUGGGUGGUGCCAUCAGCCUCCUGGCCUUGAAUGGGCUUUUCAUCCUAAUCCAUAAGCAUAACCUGGAAUACCCUGAUUUCUAUCAAAAGCUCUAUGGCCUCCUGGAUCCAUCCAUCUUUCACGUCAAGUACCGAGCCCGGUUCUUUCACUUGGCCGACCUCUUCCUUUCCUCCUCCCACCUCCCCGCCUACCUGAUGGCUGCCUUUGCCAAACGCCUGGCCCGGCUGGCCUUAACAACACCUCCUGAGGCCCUUCUUAUGGUCCUGCCCUUUAUCUGCAACCUGUUGCAUAGACACUCUGCCUGCCGAGUUAUGGUGCAUCGUCCACAGGACAUUGAGCUAGAUGCUGAUCCAUAUGACCCAGUAGAGAAGGACUCAGCCAGGAGCCAUGCCUUGGAGAGCUGCUUGUGGGAGCUGCAGACUCUUCAGCAGCACUACCAUCCUGAGGUAUCCAGAGCUGCCGGGGUCAUCAACCAGGUGCUAUCUGUCCCUGAGGUCAGCAUUGCGCCACUCCUGGAACUUACUGCUUAUGAGAUCUUUGAGCAGGACCUGAAGAAGAAGGCACCUGGGUCAGUGCCCCUGGGGUUUAUCCCAUCCAAAGGCCUGCUGGGCCGACAGGAUCACCUCUGCACCCAGUUCUUCACUCUCACCUGACCUGGCCUCAUCUCCUAAGAAUUUUCUUUUUGUGUCUGAAACAGACUCACUUUGUAACCCAGGCUGGCCUGUAACUUGUGGUCCCCCUGGCUCAGCUUCCCUGGUGCUGAGGUACAAGGUCCACCACCAUGUCUGCGUUCAAAUAAAUGUUUUUUUUUUUUUUUUUUUUUAAAGGGAGUAUAUCUGGCCAGUCGGGUCUUGGGCAGAGUUGGAAUCUUUGGGCCAAGUUUCUUCCCUGCUAGGCAGGCAGGGUCUGCCAGAGUCCUCUGCCUUUCUUGUAGCCUGGAGGACAGGACAGAGGGCUUGGAUACUUCCACAGGGAUCCUGGGAAGGUGGCACAGGAGCACUGGGCCCAUUUUGUAAUAGGGCAGCCCUGCUAUAUCCAUCUGUGCUUAGUUUAGACUCAUGUGAGGCAGGGUACCCAAGUGGUGUCCUGGGGACACAGAUCUGCCCCAAUCUUCUGGGCUGCUGUAAGUCUACUUGCUCUUUACCACUAGAGAGUCUAGUUUCUAUCAGUUUCAUCUGAAGGUUGUUCAAAGAGAUGUCUCGGAUCUGUAGUGAUUCAAGCAGAUGAGUAUACUGUCCUGUUUCUACUCCCAGUUUGGCUGUUUGGAAUCUGUGUGAACCCAUUUGCAAGGGAUUGGCCAGUAGGCCCUACUGUGCAUGACUUGUAAGGCUUUGACAGAAAUGAUGGUGGGUGGAUUUGUUUGUCAUGUGCAGAUUUGGGAACACAGGACUGGCUUCCAUAUGUCAUUGCCUUAGCCACAUUUUUGCUCUCCUCCAGUCAUUCUGGUUCCUGCCUGAGGGCAUUUCUGCUGGCCACACCAUUUCUCUAAAUUACCCCAUUAUUCAAGCUCUGUUUGGAAUGUGGACUUGGUGGUACUCCACAGGUGGAACUGAGCUAUGAGGGUGAGAUGGUUGGGAUCAGCAAGAGGACCCUGGAAGCUCUGUGGGAUGCCCAGAACUUCCUGAGGCCAAGCUUCUGUGGAUCACAUAGAACGGAAGGUAUGGGAGUGAGCAAGCUGCCCAGGAGGAGACAGAGGAGUCUCCUGGAAGGCAGCUACCCCAUGUUAGUGACUACAGUUGUGAGUCGUCCCUCUCUGUGCUUAGUUCUCUGUGGGCAAUGUGUAUAACAUCUAGUUGGGUCAGGCUCUUUUGGGCCACCUCACAUGUUGCUUG